Messenger RNA from Neopelma chrysocephalum (saffron-crested tyrant-manakin), 289 nucleotides. RefSeq names its product putative STAG3-like protein 2. Gene Ontology annotation, molecular function: chromatin binding. The record is from RefSeq and is a predicted model, not a curated record. Lineage: Eukaryota; Metazoa; Chordata; Aves; Passeriformes; Pipridae. Gene Ontology annotation, cellular component: nucleus; chromatin; cohesin complex. Bases 57 to 287 code for a protein of 76 amino acids. The transcript is spliced from 3 exons. Gene Ontology annotation, biological process: sister chromatid cohesion.
GGGAGGUUCGGCUCCAGUGUGUGAAGGCGCUCCAGGGAAUUUAUGGAAACCCGGACAUGGCCCCACAGCUGGAAUUGUUCACUGGGAGGUUCAAGCCCCGGCUCGUGGCCAUGGCCCAGGACAAGGAGCCCGAGGUGGCCCUGGAGGCCGUCAAGCUCCAAAUCCUCCUGGUCCAGAAUGUGGGGGAUUCCCUGUCGGAGGAGGAUUGCCAGAGUAUUUAUCCCGUGGUUUUCGUGGCCAACCGGGCCCUGGCCUCGGCUGCCGGAACUUUCCUGUUCCACAGGUGAAU